AAUUGAUCAAGUGCUGAGUGGGACACACUCGGGAGCAGCGCUUCAGUAUCUUUGUGCUUGUUGAUCCAACUGGAACUGUACUGAAAUAUUAGAAAGAUCAAAACUGAGGAAAUAAUCAGAAAUAGAUAUAAAUACUGAAUGAAUUCAUUCACGGAGCAACGGCUGCCCGAGAGAAACUGACCCAGGGUCUGUGUGAAUUUCAUCUGUAAUUAUUUUUAUUGUUUAAUUAUAGUGAGCAGAAAUGGAAUGUGAUCCAUUCACAUAAAAGUGACUUACUAAUGUUUUAUAAACACGCACAUGAAUUUACAAAUGUUGAAAGAGCAGAGAAGUCCAUCUAUUCAGUGCGGAAUGUAGUCAUUUGGAAGUCAAGGGUGAAAAUCAGAAAGUCUUUCGAAGGCUCAGCAUCAAAAACCCAGGCUGAGCAGCUCCAGAGUUCAAUCCGCAAAAAUGACCAACAAAGAAACUAUUCCAGCAAUCAAAUGCCGACAAAGAUUUAUGGGGCAACAUCGAAUCCUCAUUCAAAAGCGAAGCACCGUUGAUUCCCAUUCCCCAAACCUUCGCCGCUCCGGCCGCUUGCUGCAGCGAAUUCACAUGCCCGGUUCAAAUAGGAAGGAAAAUCACACCGGUGUAACCCAGGCUGAGGUCCCUGCUAGUGUUAAUCCAUCAUUUGGGAAUACUGGCUUUGCUUCUGACCCAUCCUUAUCAUUGGAUGAUGAACUCAUACAAGCAGCAAUGGAUCUUGAAAGAAACUGGAAUGCUGGAUUUCCUGAAGACGAUGUCUUAAAAUCGAUAUGUUUGAACGAUAUUAAGGCAACAUCCAAUUCUGGUGGAGAUGCAAUUGAAGAAGUUAAUACAUAUAAUCCGUCUGGUGAAGAAAAGGGCUCAAGUUCAGCAGCAAGGGAACGUAGGAGUAACAGCGUGGAGCAGAAAACAUUGCAUAGAAUGGUAUCACCUAAAAACACUGAGAACUCAUCAGUAGUUGCAGACAUUAAUCUUGAUUUGUUCAAUAAAUCUUUACUAAGUGGCCGUAAAACAUUGGCCAAUGGACGCAAGAGGGAAAGACCUUUGUUUAGAAACAAUCUAGAUUCAGAUACUUCAGUGCACCCUGCCGCAAAGAAAGUAGUAGUUUCACAAAAGUGUUUACCUGUCAUAAAUGGAGGCCGACAGCCACCUUGUAUGCAAAAACAUCAAAAAGCAAGACCUGUGGUUAAAUGGCAGAUUAGAACUUCAUCUCAGCAAGAUAGAACUUUGGAAACAUCAAGCUGUUCCAUCGUGCUUACUCCAAACUGUCAAAAUCGGGUAGAAAAGAAGAAGCUUUUGCAAUCUAAUUGUUCCGUGCCUGUGCUGACACCACCUCCUGGCUUCAGUCAAAGUCUGUUAGAUGGCAGCAAACUCAGUGUGACACUGACAGCAACAG
This is a messenger RNA of Rhincodon typus (whale shark), 1417 nucleotides long. RefSeq lists its product as uncharacterized. The record is from RefSeq and is a predicted model, not a curated record. The transcript is spliced from 3 exons. Lineage: Eukaryota; Metazoa; Chordata; Chondrichthyes; Orectolobiformes; Rhincodontidae. The annotation marks the transcript as partial.